Messenger RNA from Oryzias melastigma (Indian medaka), 2490 nucleotides. RefSeq names its product F-box protein 40, tandem duplicate 1 (gene fbxo40.1). Gene Ontology annotation, cellular component: cytoplasm. The record is from RefSeq and is a predicted model, not a curated record. NCBI's taxonomy places the organism in Eukaryota, Metazoa, Chordata, Actinopteri, Beloniformes, Adrianichthyidae. Gene Ontology annotation, molecular function: ubiquitin protein ligase activity; protein binding; zinc ion binding. The coding region runs from base 145 to 2238 and encodes 697 amino acids. The transcript is spliced from 7 exons.
AUUUAUAACACAUACAUAACACAAACACUUGAUCUUUGAACGCACAUGACGGUUCAGUCAGCGCUUCUCUUCUUGGAAAGUCAGACAGGAGGAUCAGUCUGUUGCUUCACCUUAGGAAACUUAAUAGGAGAAGAUUAAAAAAAGAUGAGUCAUCGUUCUCGAGCCUCCAGGCAGCGGCAGCACGUCCACUGCGAUUCCUGUUACAGCCGGCGCUGCAGAGCUCGGGUGGAGGCCUCAGUGUGCUGUCCGCUCAGCCCCUGCCGUCUACUCUGCGGCGCCCUCUACCACCUGUGCAAGGAGGAGGAUCACCUGCUGCUCUGUCCCAACGUGAGGGUACCCUGCCUCAAUGCAGAGUACGGCUGUCCGGUCCAGCUGCCGCGCUCCUCCAGGGCGGCUCACCUCCAGAUGUGUCCGGCCAGCGUGGUGUGCUGCUCCAUGGAGUGGAACCGCUGGCCGGUCAACGAUGCCCAUUCUCACCCCAACACAGAGCUGCAUGAGAACUUGCUGAAAGAGCAAAACGGAUGUCUUGACCUUGCUUUGGCCCUGAAAGACCAGCAGCGGCUAUUUCACUCCAUAAAGAUGAAAAAGUUGUUCCCAGAGCUACUUCAGAGUGUAGAGGAAGAAGAGAGAGAAGAGGAAAGAAUGAAAGAGGAAAGGAGAAAGGAACAAGAGAAGAAGAAAGCUUUAAUAGAGAAGGAGGCAGCAGAGAGGGCAGCUGCGAAAGAAGCAAGUCAGGCACUUUGGGAGUCUUUUAACAAGUUCAACAUCAAUUUCCCCAGUGAGAAAGAGAGUGAAGAUGAUGCUGAGGAUGAAAACCAGCCAGCGCUCAGUCAGGAAGAACGGGAGGCUCUUGCCAGGGCCUCAGACGUGGAUGCCGAUAAUUUGGAAAACUACAAUGUCUGGGAGCGCAUGUUCAGUAUGGAGAUGGGUGGCUGCCGUCAGGCCGAAGCGACCACUGCAGCAGGAAAAGAAAAGAGUAAACAGAAUAGAAAAGGUCUGGAUACUCUGACAGAAGAAGACGAGGCGGCAGCAUCUGGCAGCUCCAAACUACCAUCUGGUGCAUGUUCUACAUCCUCUUCCUCAUGUUCUGCUGAAAAACCCAAGAAGAUCUUUGUGUACGGACACGUGGAGCCGAUGAAGAUCAUCACAGUGCGCACCUUUAAAGUCCCAACCAGCUUUGCUGCAAGGCAAAGCCGCAUCCGCAAUCCUGGAUUCUACAAGAGGGAAUCUAAGGCUGUGGAUACCAGUGAUCUGGGAGUGGGAGCGGACAGCAUACCGGUGUGGGAGGAAGUUCAGGCUUCCUUGCUGUGCUCUUUGGAGAAAGAGCGUAGGGGUCACCUCAUUGCAGAGACCGUUAGCUCAGACAGCCUGUUGACAGACGAAGGCACGCAGACCUACAACUUCCUGUCCGCUCCUUUUGGGAAAAACUUGUCCCUGAUUGACCUGACAGCGGGAAAACCGCUGGAGCUGCACCUUCAGCUGCAGGUGGAGAGCGUCACCAGUCGACACCACAAGGCAAACUCCACCUUUACCUUUGUCUGUGGACACACUUUCCAGCGCAGAGAAUAUGGCAAACACUAUAAGAACAUCCACUGUGACAUUCAGAUGUGUGUGAACGGCUGGUUCGAGCAGCGAUGCCCUCUGGCAUACUUGGGAUGCACCUACAGCCAGAAUAGGUUUCAGCCUUCAACACAUGAGGCCACUGUCAACUACAAUACAGAUCUGGGCUGCUUCGGCCUCCAUCCCACUGUGCCUGCGUCUAUGACCGACUCCUCUGGUGUCCAGAAGAGGAGAGGAGGUCAAAAUGAAGGAGGAGAAGGCUCCUUAAGCUCCCUUCCGUAUGAGGUGCUAUGGCAUAUCGCUGGUUUCCUGGACAGCUUGUCUCUGUCCCAGCUGGCCUUGGUGUCCCCCCUCAUGAGGCAGGUGUGUUGGUCUCUGCUGCAGGAGAGAGGGAUGGUCACGCUCUGCUGGGAGAAAACCUCCUCCCACGGGAAAAUCAGGUGGAAGGUGAAGCAGAAGGUUUGGCAGUUCAGCACUUUGUUCUCUCCCGUGGAUGCUUGGUGUUUCCGAAAUGUGCCGUCCAUCUCGGAGCAUCUAAAAGUUUGUCCGUACAAUAAGAUAGAACCCAAGACGGAGAAGAUUCGCCUCCCUCGUGUCAAAAAAGAAACCGAAAGUAAUACAAGCUGCAAAAACUCCACACUGGUCAACUUGUUCCAGCAGAAGAGGAUACUGAUGUAAAAGACGUGCAUGCAUCUUCUUCUUUUAUUUAUUUAUUUUUUGGAAGAACAGCCGUAUUUAUCAUUGUUGAAUUACUCAACAACAUUGUUGUUUUGCCAUUCAUUUAGCUUUCAUGACAGAUGUCAUAACAAAUUAUAAAACAAUAAAUGACAAUAUUCUCAAUCAAAAUUGCGCUUUAUGAAUGAAAUAAAUGUAUGACUUUAUGUUUGUUUUGAAAAAAUGCAAAUAAAUGUGAAAUGGUAAAAAAGUGAA